AUGCUAGCAUAUAUUGUGACUCUUACUCCCAAUGCUAAAGCGACCGCUUACCAUUCCCAGACCAAUGGGCAAGUUGAGGUGUCAAAUAGGGAGAUCAAGCGCAUAUUAGAGAAGAUUGCGAAGCCUCAUAGGAAGGACUGGAGUGCUAGACUAGCAGAUGCGCUUUGGGCUUAUCGAACUGCAUACAAGACACCCAUCGAAAUGAGUCCAUUCCGCCUCGUCUACAGGAAGGCUUGUCACUUACCGGUAGAAGUGGAACACAAGGCAUACUGGGCGGUGAAAGAAUGCAACCUAGGAUUGGAGGGAGCCGACAUUGAAAGGAAGCUGCAACUUCAGGAAUUAGAGUGCCUUCGACUAGAGGCGUAUGAGAACUUACGGCUCUACAAGAAAAAGAUUAAGGUUGUGCAUGACAAGAAUAUCAAGAGAAGAGAGUUUAGAGCUGGAGAUCUGGUCCUCCUCUAUAACUCAAGGUUGAGACUCAUGCCAGAAAAGUUGAGAUCAAGGUGGGAAGGACCCUAUAAGGUGGAGAAGGUUGAGCCUUAUGGAGUCUUCCACCUAAGCCAUCCGUCAAGCCCCACAUUCUUCAAGGUAAAUGGCAACCGCUUGAAGCUAUAUCAUGGUGAGAAUAUGAGGAGCAACAAGGAGCUGGAGAUCUUCUUCUUGAAGGAUCCAGCACAAGAAGAGGACUAA
Molecule: messenger RNA, 690 nt
Organism: Arachis stenosperma
Lineage: Eukaryota; Viridiplantae; Streptophyta; Magnoliopsida; Fabales; Fabaceae
Exons: 2
Coding region: 1-690 (229 amino acids)
Molecular function (GO): nucleic acid binding
Source: RefSeq, a predicted model, not a curated record